AAUCAAUGGUAUCCACCAACAGAGCCUGUAUCAACUACCACAGGUUAGAUCCAGGCGUUGCUGAUGGUCAACGUAGGUCACAAACUUAGUAGCUUUAAAGCAGCCAAUCAAUUUUCUUCCUUCAUUUCCUAGAAAAAAUGAUUUAGGCCAACCUCUGAUAAAUUGAAUAUUUUUUCGAACGUAGCUGCCAAAUGCUUCCCAGCCUCACUAUCAACACAGACGGCACUGCAGCCAAGGUUGUCAAGGAAACCGUCUCUCACAAAAGAUACAUUACCGUUUGGGACAGAACAACCCAAUUCAACGAUGGAAGAGUCAUUCAAUGGGAUGUCGUAGGUCAUGACACACCUUAUCCUACUUUUGUCGUUGUAUUCACCUUUGACACCACCAAGAAAACCACCUGUAUCUUGAAGGAGUAUGCACAAGGAACAAACGAAAUUAAAUACACUUGCGUCGCAGGUUCGUACGACAAGCGUAAGCAUAACAGUGUUCUUCAAGCAGCACAACACGAACUCUCGGAAGAAGCCCACUUGAAAGGAGGCGAAUGGAUCAGUCUAUUACCCAAGGAUCAUUCACCCGACGGUAUCAGUGAAUUAAAAUGGGGUAAAAAUCGAUUUAUUCCGUAUCUGUGUUUAAACCCAACGUUGGAUGAAAACCCUUUAGCAAGAGAUGCAGAAGAAUACAUGCAGGUUGUGAAUGAUGUGCCCGUCAAGGAGCUGGAGAACUUUAUCACGCGUGGUGAAAUGAUGUUACCAUCUGUUCAAACUGCUUGGAUGGCACUUGUUUAUUUAAGAGAACAUGCGUUGCUUUAAAGAAUGUGCGAAGGUUUUGUCAACUUGACCAGUCUUACAAGGCGUUCAUGAUCCUAAUUCACCCCCAUCAUUAUUUUGUCAGUAAACCCAAAUUUAGAUCUUUUUUCCUGUGUUGAUUACCUUUUUUAAUUGUGUCAAUUCACGCUGGAGCACAAAAAGGGAUUUAUCCCCUUGCAAUGGCUUUUUGGCUAAUUUGCUCAUAAAGGCAUCCAAAUCCUCAUCAUCUUCUUCCUUUUUCUCUGUUCCCAU
Molecule: messenger RNA, 1058 nt
Organism: Mucor mucedo
Lineage: Eukaryota; Fungi; Mucoromycota; Mucoromycetes; Mucorales; Mucoraceae
Exons: 4
Coding region: 192-809 (205 amino acids)
Source: RefSeq, a predicted model, not a curated record